Molecule: messenger RNA, 5171 nt
Organism: Rhincodon typus (whale shark)
Lineage: Eukaryota; Metazoa; Chordata; Chondrichthyes; Orectolobiformes; Rhincodontidae
Gene: hdac5
Product: histone deacetylase 5
Exons: 28
Coding region: 582-3902 (1106 amino acids)
Biological process (GO): negative regulation of transcription by RNA polymerase II; chromatin organization
Cellular component (GO): histone deacetylase complex
Molecular function (GO): histone deacetylase activity
Source: RefSeq, a predicted model, not a curated record
GUUGUGCGGUGGCGGCGGUGGAAGAUGGCGGAGUGUGGAGUUUGACAGUGAGCGAGCGCGCGCGAGAGAGAGAGAGAGAGAGCGCGAGCCAGGGGCAGCGGGGGAAUUAAAACGGCAAACCGUCACAACAUCACCACUACCGGCGUAACGGAUACCGGGACCGACCGAUCGGCCGCCUGGCCGACCGACCGACCGACAAGAGCCCCCUCCCUAUCCCCCAUUUCUGAAGAAGGAUCCCGACCUGAAACGUCAGCUUUCCUGCUCCUCGAUGUUGCCUGGCGUGCUGUGUUCCUCCAGCUCCACACUGUGUUAUCUCUGACUCCAGCAUCGGCUAUUAUUACUAUCUCUGGGGCAGAAAGUAAGGUGUGACAGAGAGUGAGAGAAGAGUUGGUGUUAGGAAUGGGCAGACGUAUUAAGCACCCGAUUUUGAAGAAUUAAUUGUGCCUGAUGUGAGAAGAGAUGCCAGCCUAAUGUAGAAAAGCGGGAGUAUUCGCAUUGUCUUCAAUCUCAGCAGGAUCCACUGAUUUGUGUAGUAAACAAACAUAUUGUGUGGCAGGAUUUCCAGUGAGACCAGGUGAAUCAUGAGCUCUCCAGAUAACACAGAUGGUGUAUCUGGACAAGAGCAGCCCCUAGAAUUGUUGCCACAAAGUCGAAUGCACACUAUGCCAACAUCAGCUGUUGAAGUUAAAUCCUCCCUGCCAGUGACUAUGCAGACUGCUAGUCCAGUUGACCUGCGGACAGACCCCAGAAUCUCAAUCCCAACUGUGGACCCCCUUCUUCGUGAGCAGCAGCUCCAACAUGAACUGCUGAUGCUGAAACAGCAGCAACAAAUCCAGAAACAGCUAUUAUUUGCUGAGUUCCAGAAACAGCAUGAACACCUGACAAGGCAGCAUGAGGUUCAGAUUCAGGAACACCUAAAGCAACAACAGGAGAUCCUAGCAGUGAAGCGUCAGCAAGAAUUGGAACAACAACGCAAGCUUGAACAGCAACGACACGAAGAAUUGGAAAAACAGAGAUUGGAACAGCAAUUGCUUAUGCUUCGAAACAAAGAGAAAGGCAAGGAAAGUGCAAUAGCUAGUACAGAGGUCAAAUUAAAACUUCAGGAGUUCCUGCUAAGUAAAACUGCUUCAAAGGAUUCUGUGACCAGUGGAUUGAACCAUUCCCUCCCUCAGCAACCCAAAAGCUGGUACUAUAUGUGCACAUUCAUAUUGGGAGCCCACCAUGCAUCACUGGAUCAGAGCUCCCCACCCCAGAGUACAACUCCUCCCACCUACAAAGUCCCACUGCUGGGGUCAUACGAUGGAAAAGAUGAUUUUCCACUCCGAAAAACUGCUUCUGAACCCAAUUUGAAAGUACGUUCCAGAUUAAAACAGAAAGUGGCUGAGAGGAGAAGCAGCCCAUUAUUGAGGAGAAAGGAUGGCACAAUAAUUAGUACGUUCAAGAAGAGAGCUAUUGAAAUCACAGUUUCCUCAGUCUGUAACAGUGCUCCUGGGUCUGGCCCGAGUUCUCCGAACAGUUCAAACAAUAUUCCUGCUGAGAACGGAACAACCGGUUCUGUACCCAAUAUUCAUGUUGAGCAUAUGCAUCCACAUCACAAAGCAGUGAACACUGAUGGGUCAGCAAGUCAGCUCAGCCUGUACACAUCUCCUUCACUACCAAACAUUUCCCUGGGGCUCCCAGCUACAGUAGCAGUAUCCAAUGCACAGAUCAAUGCUUCACAAAAGAUGUCAGCACAGCAAGAAGCGGAAAGGCAAGCUAUUCAGUCUUUGCGUCAGGGUGGUGCCUUAACAGGGAAGUUCGUGAGCACCACCUCGCUACCAUCUGGUUUGCCCACAACAGCAGUUGAAGGAGAAACCAAUACUCACAGCCACCCCUCGCUCCUUCAACAUGUUCUGCUUCUAGAACAAGCUCGACAGCAAAACGCUUUGAUAGCUGUGCCUGUCCAUGCACAAUCACCUUUGGUGAAAGGAGAGAGAGUUUCCACCAAUCUUCGAACGGUAAACAAGUUGCCUCGGCACCGCCCGCUAAGUCGUACCCAAUCAGCUCCUCUGCCCCAGAGUCCACAGGCUUUGCAGCAACUAGUGAUGCAGCAACAACACCAACAGUUCUUAGAGAAACAGAAACAGUACCAACAACAAAUCCAGCUUAAGAUGCUUUCCAAGUCGAGUGAAUCACCUCGGCAGCCUCCAAGUCACCCUGAGGAGACUGAAGAAGAGCUGUGUGAGCAACAAGACAUGCAGGAAGAUCAGGCACCUCCAAGUAGCAGCAGUAUCAACUCUGGAGGAAGUGAAGCAACAAAUGAAGUUCUUGAACAGGAUACAAUGCAGGUGAAGGAUGAGCCACCAGAUAGUGAAGAGGAAGAUCAACUAGAAGAUCAGAAAGAAGGUGAAGAACAACUUCCACAUUUUAAUCAGCAGCAAUUCUUGGACCAGCAACGCAUGCAACAGCUUCAUGUGUAUCAGGCUUCUGUAGCUAUGGGAAGUAUGUCUGUGACAGACAGGCAUCAACCACUCUGCAGAGCCCAGUCCUCCCCAGCAACUGCAAACUUAAAAAAUCCUGGCACUGAGAAACCUAUCAAGCACCUAUUCACUACUGGUUUAGUUUAUGACACUUUCAUGCUGAAGCACCAAUGCACUUGUGGGAACACUAACAUCCAUCCAGAACAUGCAGGGAGAAUACAGAGUGUCUGGUCCAGGCUUCAGGAAACAGGAUUACUUAACAAGUGUGAGAGAAUCCGGGGUAGAAAGGCAACUUUGGAUGAAAUUCAAACAGUGCAUUCAGAACACCACACAUUGUUAUAUGGCACCAGCCCUCUGAACAGACAGAAGCUGGAUAGUAAGAAGUUGCUAGGGCCUAUUACACAGAAAAUGUAUGCACUGCUACCCUGUGGUGGACUUGGGGUGGAUAGUGACACUGUCUGGAAUGAAAUGCAUUCAUCUAGUGCUGUUCGCAUGGCUGUUGGCUGUGUUGUUGAACUCUCAUUCAAGGUGGCUUCAGGGGAACUCAAGAAUGGUUUUGCUGUUGUCCGACCACCAGGACAUCAUGCAGAAGAAUCCACUGCAAUGGGAUUUUGCUUUUUCAAUUCAGUUGCAAUUUCUGCGAAACUACUUCGGCAAAAACUUAACGUUGGAAAAAUUCUAAUUGUGGAUUGGGAUAUUCACCACGGAAAUGGUACACAGCAGGCCUUUUACAGUGACCCUAAUGUGUUGUACAUUUCUCUUCAUCGGUAUGAUGAUGGAAAUUUCUUUCCUGGCAGUGGUGCCCCAGAUGAAGUUGGAACAGGACCUGGAGUAGGAUUCAAUGUCAAUAUUGCUUGGACAGGUGGUGUGGAUCCCUCUAAUGGAGAUGUGGAGUACUUGACAGCUUUCAGGACUGUCGUGAUGCCCAUUGCCAAUGAAUUUUCACCUGACGUUGUGCUGGUAUCUGCUGGCUUUGAUGCUGUGGAAGGCCAUCCCUCACCGCUUGGUGGAUACUGUGCAACAGCUAAGUGUUUUGGCUACCUGACCAAACAGCUGAUGAAGCUAGCUGCAGGACGUGUGGUUCUUGCUUUGGAAGGAGGACAUGAUCUCACUGCCAUCUGUGAUGCAUCUGAGUCCUGUGUUUCAGCCCUGCUGGGUAAUGAGCUUGAUCCUCUUCCGCAAGAAAUACUUCAACAAAAACCCAAUGCAAAUGCAGUUGCAUCACUAGAAAAAGUUAUAGAAAUUCAAAGUAAACACUGGAGUUUGGUGAAGCGCUAUGCUUCUACUGUAGGCUACUCGCUACUAGAAGCCCAAAAGCAUGAAAAAGAAGAAGCAGAAACCGUUACAGCACUAGCCUCUCUGUCAGUAGACACUGCACAAAGCAAUUCUGAAUCAGAGGCCAGGCAGGGGGAUGAACCAAUGGAAGAAGAGCCAGCAAUGUAAAGUGCCAAUGGUCAUAUUACUGUCACCUGUGUGAAUCUUUCUUGUAACCUCCUUUAAAGUCUAUCAGACAUACAGUGUCCAUUGUCUGCCUCUGACAGUGUUCUUGUAUUGAACUUGAACUGUUGUGAAAAACAUCUAGUCUUCAAGCUAGAUUCACGAGCCAAUCUGUCUGUAUUUGAAGACCUGAAAUUGGACGAGUUUAAAGGGACACCGCAGCUUUGUAUUUCUUCAAAGUUCAUCUGUUCUCUCUUAAGGGAGAAUAAUGUUUUAAAGGUUACAAAACACUUGAGGCUUUGAUUUCAGGUCCCUAGCCUAAGUGCAGUGGUAAGAUGUUAACGUUUGAAAUGUUUAUAAGAGUUGAUAAGUCUGCUUCCUAGAGGAUGUUGAAAAGCAGGAAAGAAAAUGUGAUGGAGAGGAAGCAGCAUAAUAAUUUUGUCAGGAGAAUUGAAAGGAAAUUGUGCCUUUUUUAAAACAAAAAGUGGUUGAAACUCACAACUUCAUUUUUAAAUGCCUUAAUUUACAUCAGUGAAAUACUGCUGUUGGUUUUUGGAACUUAGUCAAAAAUGACAUGAUCACCCGAUUUAAAAAAUCUUCAGCUAUUUUUAAUCACAUUGAUGAACAAUACCCCUCUCUGUAUAAACUUUAGGUUUGAUUUAUUUAUUUCUUUUUUUGUAAUAUUUCUUAAACUUUAUUUGUGAAUUUGCUGAUGACCAAUUGUUAUCUUAAUGAUUUUUGUUUUUGUUUAGUUGUGUAAAUAGUCUUGUAAUAUUGUUAUGUAUAUCUUUUGACGUUCUCUGGUUGCUAUUUGAAGUAGCCUAAUUUGGUUCCCUUGUCCUUUGUUACCUUGAAAGCUUUAAAUUUAAAAAGAGCAGUUAAUUCGAUAUAAUUUUCAUACAAUUUUAUUGUUUAUGUAUUCUGAAAAUUGUUACUUUAUGUUUUUUUAAAGUACCUCCUUAAUACUUGUUUAAGGAGAUUGCAGUUUCUGCUGGGUAAGGUGGUCUGCUGUUUGCUUUUGUAUUGUGGUUCAACUGAAAAGGAGAACCAGAGAUUUUUGGACUGCAGGUCUAACUUUGGAAUAUUUUCAGCUGAAUUUCUAAGAUGUUCUUUUAACUAUUUUCCUUCAUGAAUAGUAGUGUUUAAUUUGAGCAUCUAAGUAAUAAUUGAUAGAAUUCAAUUAAUGUAUUUCAAUCAAGAAGGCCAUUAAUAAUGUAUGUUUUAUCUUAAUGCCUUUCCAAAACUAGAAAGCAAACUAAUUAAGUUAAUAGGCCU